GAUACAAGGCAUGAAUUGUUCUCACCAUUGAAUAAAGAAGGGGCAGCUUCCGCUCUAGCAACACCAGGCACUAUGGAAGCGGAGAAUCGGUGCGCAUACAAUGGAGAUGGGCUCGUGGUGGGAAGACACAACACUCAGAUGCCGGCGUCAAGAGUCAUCUUAUGCUGAUGUCCACAAGAAGGUGGUCCUACGAUCGCGCUGUGGUCAUCUGCAUCUACACCUGCCAUCCGUCCGCUAACUUAAGGAAGACUUAGUUCCUCUGAGGGACCAUCUCUGCCUGAUUGAAAGCAGCUUCUCGAAUAUCGGCACUAAAGCAGAACGAAACUCCCCCUUUCCCCCUCCGGUGCACCCUCUUUUCACCUUCCCCGUUGUUCCUACCAGCUCUUUGUGCUUCAGGUGUGCGCCCAGGCCGUGAGUAGUGAUGGGGGACUGGACCCUCCUGGGGAAUUUCCUAGAGGAAGUCCAGGAACACUCCACUUCGGUCGGAAAGAUUUGGCUCACCAUCCUCUUCAUCUUUCGUAUCCUGGUGCUGGGCACAGCGGCAGAGUCCUCGUGGGGGGACGAGCAGAGCGAUUUCCUCUGUGACACCCAGCAACCAGGUUGCACCAAUGUGUGCUACGACAGGGCCUUCCCCAUCGCACACAUCCGCUACUGGGUGCUGCAGAUUGUCUUUGUCUCUACGCCCUCCCUCAUCUACAUGGGCCACGCCAUGCACACAGUGCGCAGGGAGGAGAAGCGGCGAAAGAGGGAGCAGGAGGAGAGAGAGGCAAGAGGUGAAGAGGGAGGAGACCUGGAGGGGGAGAAGGAGUACCUCCAGCAGAAGGAGAGCAGAAAGGAGGUGGUUGCUGACAGGAGUGGCAGAGUUCGCCUAAAAGGGGCGCUGCUGCGGACCUAUGUCCUGAGCAUUUUAAUCCGUACAAUGAUGGAGGUGACCUUCAUUGUGGUGCAGUAUCUUAUCUAUGGGGUGUUCCUCGAUGCGUUGUACCUAUGCAAGGAAUUGCCCUGUCCCAAUCCGGUUAACUGCUACAUGUCACGGCCCACGGAGAAGAAUGUCUUCAUCGUCUUCAUGCUAGUGGUGGCCGGCGUUUCACUGCUGCUCUCUGUGUUGGAGCUCUACCAUCUCGGCUGGAAGAGCAUGAAGAAGUACAUACACAAAAAGAUGAUGCAAAAGAGCAAGCAGAGAGCUGUGACGGUAGCGGUGUCUGCAGCCUUGGAGUCCAACACCUCACCACAACCCUCAGUCUCCUGCACCCCACCUCCUGACUUCAACCAGUGCCUGAGAGCCCCCGCCUCCAUAAACCACAUGACCUCCAUGGCCUCUCAUCCCUUCAACACCAGAAUGGCGCUGCAGCAGAACUCAGCCAAUCUGGCAACUGAGCGACAUCGUAGCUGCGACAACCUGGAAGAUGAUGAAGACUUCCUCAGGAUGAGAUACAACCAGGUACCAACAGACCUGCCCAAUAACUGCUCGCCAUUGCCUCUGCUACACUCAGUGUACUUGAAGGACAAACGGCGCCUGAGCAAGACCAGCGGGACCAGCAGCAGGGCUCGCCAAGAUGACCUGGCAGUAUAAAUUCACAAAGUGUGGUGGAUGAGGAAGAGAGGAAGAAGGGCUGGACCUUCGGAAGUAAUGUGUGUCUGGGAGAUAGAUCUCUGUGAUGGAGGCAUGAGCUGAGGCUAACUAUGAACUGUAGCACCAAGGCCUGGCACUUGAGCACAUGUGAUGAGUGGAUAAUGUGAACUUGACUUGUGUGAGCUUUGUGUCCUAGAGCUCUAAAAAAAAACUGCAAAACAAGCUGUAAAGGAGAAUAAUGAGAACAGAGUAACAGGUUUGACACCUGACUAUUGCACAUUAGGAGUAGAGAGUCCUUUCAUUUUAAACCAGUUAACUACAGAUUAGCUGAUUUUUGUCACACACAAAUGCAAAAAAAAAGAAAAAAAGAUUUGCAAUAAAUA
Neolamprologus brichardi is the source of this 1956-nucleotide messenger RNA. RefSeq names its product gap junction alpha-5 protein-like. Gene Ontology annotation, molecular function: gap junction channel activity involved in atrial cardiac muscle cell-AV node cell electrical coupling. Gene Ontology annotation, biological process: atrial cardiac muscle cell to AV node cell communication by electrical coupling; heart development; cell-cell signaling. The record is from RefSeq and is a predicted model, not a curated record. NCBI's taxonomy places the organism in Eukaryota, Metazoa, Chordata, Actinopteri, Cichliformes, Cichlidae. Gene Ontology annotation, cellular component: connexin complex.